UGGGACGUAUCAAAGAAACGUUUGCCGUUAGGAGUUGCAUGGUGCGGGCCGUACCCGAUUGAAGCCCAGUUGGAAACUCCAAAAAAUUCUCAACUCAUUACAGAGGCUUCUUUAAACCCCCAUGUCUCUCUAAACUUCCAUCUUUAAACCCCUCUGCUUUCUCUCACUAGUUCCCAUAUUUGCUUCUCUCUCCGCAGAGGUCCAUUUACCAAAAUUAUGUAAGUCAGCGUAUCCAUCAAUAUCAUAUACCAUUAUACACACACACACACACACGCGCGCACAUAUUUCCCUAGGGUUUGUGGAAUGUCUGCGAAUCUCUUGAACACUAAAAAGGCCUUACUGAUGAUAUCUCUAAAGUGCAGCACGGUGGACCUUGGUCAAUGCACUACAACAAGUUCAAUGAAAUGAUGUUCCAUCACAGUUUGAGUCCAGAUAAGAAACACAAUGAUGGACCGGGAGAUAAGCUUGAUAUCUAUUUCAGCCAGAAUUUCAAAGAAAUCACAAUAUGUGCUAUGGUUGGUUCUUCUUUUUGUUCUUGUGGUAUUUGGACUGUACACAUGCUUUGUAAGCAUCAAGGGGAUAACUAUAUCAUUAAAACCAAAAGAAAUAUCCAUACCGCGGAGAGCUGGUGCAUCUUGUGAUCUUCAUGAAUUCCAACCUGAAGAAAUACGCCACGUCCAUUUUCCUCAACCGAAGACUUAUAGCAGGGAGGAGUGUGCAUGUACCCCAGUCCGGCUCUUUGUCAUUUUGUCCAUGCAGAGAUCUGGAAGCGGAUGGUUUGAAACCUUAUUGAACAGUCACCCUAACAUUAGUUCAAAUGGAGAAAUAUUUUCUGUAAAGCAAAGAAAGAGCAAUUUUUCAACAAUUGAAAAAACUUUAGAUAGUAUAUAUAACUUAGAGUGGAUCAGUAGUGCUGCAAAAAAUGAGUGUGUGGCUGCAGUUGGAUUCAAGUGGAUGCUGAACCAGGCUGUAAUGAAUUAUCACAGACAAAUAGCUAAUUACUUUAACUUGAGGGGGGUAUCCGUGAUUUUUAUUCUUCGGAGAAAUCUUUUGCGGAGGCUUGUAUCUGUGCUGGCUAAUGCUUAUGAUAGAAAUGCAAAGCAGAUUAAUGGUACCCACAAGUCUCAUGUGCAUACAAGGGAAGAGGCUGAUCUGCUGGCACAAUUCAAGCCCACACUCAAUGUCGGUUCGUUGAUAGAAGACCUCACCAAGGCUGAACGUAUGAUGGCAGAUUCCUUGGAGUACUUCAAGACCACUCCCCACAAGACACUGUAUUAUGAGGACCUUAUUAAAAACCCUAGGCUUAUGUCAGAAGCCCAAGAGUUUCUUAGAGUUCCUGUCAGAAAACUGAAGUCUUGCCAGGUGAAGAUCCACAUCAAACCCCUUUCUGAACAUAUCAACAAUUGGGAGGAUGUUAACAGAACCCUCAAAGGUUCACAGUAUGAGCAUUUUCUGCACAAUCCCGAUGAUAUUUCCUAGUUUUCCUUUUCUUUUUUGGGUUCUAAAUUGCUUUCAUUUGCGAGCAUUCUCCAUCAGCUGAUUAAUCCUAGUUUCCAUGGCUAACUUGUGUAAUCUUAUUUGAAGUAAACAGGAUUAGAUCUUUGUAGCCAGAAUCUACAAGUGUAUGUUUUUCCGGUGCAAGUGUUUCACAUACCAUAGUGCUGUUAGUUAAUGUUUCUUGUUCGACAGAUUACUGUAUGGUUUAGAAUGUUGCAUCAAUUUGCGUUCGCUAUACAUGUGUGUGUAUGUAUAUAUUUGUACAUAUGUUUGUAAUUGUAUUCAAGAGGUUGUAGAAGUUGGACCUUGAUAGAAAA
Cornus florida is the source of this 1814-nucleotide messenger RNA. RefSeq lists its product as uncharacterized. The record is from RefSeq and is a predicted model, not a curated record. The transcript is spliced from 6 exons. The coding region runs from base 445 to 1479 and encodes 344 amino acids. Lineage: Eukaryota; Viridiplantae; Streptophyta; Magnoliopsida; Cornales; Cornaceae.